Messenger RNA from Branchiostoma floridae (Florida lancelet), 1139 nucleotides. Its product is annotated as complement C1q tumor necrosis factor-related protein 3-like. The record is from RefSeq and is a predicted model, not a curated record. NCBI's taxonomy places the organism in Eukaryota, Metazoa, Chordata, Leptocardii, Amphioxiformes, Branchiostomatidae. Bases 149 to 925 code for a protein of 258 amino acids. The transcript is spliced from 4 exons. Gene Ontology annotation, molecular function: protein binding.
ACCAAAACUACCGAUCAUACAGAACUGUCCCUUGUAAUUGCGCCAAGAAAGUGAUGUAUGCUAUACAGCAGUAGACACAGACUUCCCAAGUUCAUUGACGACGUUGUUUUUGUUCGGUCUUGGAAAACUAAGGAUAACUGCGGAAAUCAUGGUCGUCAGGGAGAGAAAAUGUUGUAAACAUUCGGCCCUGUUUAUUCUCCUUCUUGCUCUGUGCGUAGAGGAUGCGUUUUGUCGUUCCGUCGUGGAGGGAAGUCGAGGAUUGUCAACUGAAGAAGGGACGUGCAGCCGACAGUGUAACGUCACCAAUGUCAACAACAUCACUGUCCUAGCGCCGCAAGGCACCCCAGGUCAGAAGGGACAGCCGGGGGAAAGGGGUACGCGUGGCAUGCCGGGACAGAGAGGUGUUCAAGGCCCGAGUGGUCCCCCCGGGGAGACGGGUCUGCAGGGCCCCCGGGGACCCAAGGGUACCAGAGGUCCCCCUGGAGUGGGGAUCUUAGCUGCCCUGGUGGUGGGUUUUUCUGUCGCAAGGUCUUCUGGGAUGGACAAGAGUAAUGCUGACCAGACUGUGGUCUAUGACAUUGUGCACACCAACAUCAAGAAUGCCUACGACAGCAGGACUGGAAGGUUUGUGGCACCGAUCGGAGGUCUCUACUUCUUCACCUUUACAGCCAUGAAGGGCAACGAUAAGUCUGGGUGUCUACUCUCCCUUAUAAGGGACACGUUUAUGGCGACUGGAGAACACAUUGUGUCAGUGUACAUGGGACCAAAGGGAGACUACAGCUCCACUAGCAACUCUGCCGUUGUCACCCUUGAACCUGAGGACGAGAUCUGGGUCCGCUUGGGAACGGGGUCGAGCCUCUUCAGCGACAAAAACAACUAUGUCACGUUUUCUGGGUUCCUGAUCCAACCACAGAUCAUGCCAUAGUGAUAGAAACUGACAAAUGUUGACACAAAUGUUCAACACAGUCAAAGCUGUAUAACUAUAAGGGGCCACCUUUGUCAACAAGGACAUUAUAUACUAGUAAUGGCUUGGCCACUUUUUAGUGGUUACAAAGAUACUUUGUCCCAUUAAUCCAAGCAUUCAUGGUUAAGAAUCUAGUCUGGAGUAGUCACUAUUGACAGGUUUGACUGUAGUUACU